CCCCCGCAGCUGGGGCCAGCGGUGCCAAGCGCAGCUGGACCAGCGGCAGCAGCUGGGCGAGUGACAGCCCAGCUCCGCGCGCGGCCGCCGCCAGAGCCGGCGCAGGGGAAGCGCCCGCGGCCCCGGGCGGCAGCAGCGGCCGCCUCCUCCCGCGCCUUCCGGGCCCCGCAGCCCGCGGUCCCGCGGCCCCGGGGCCGGCACCUCUCGGGCUCCCGCUCCCCGCGCGCAAGAUGGCUGACCCGGCUGCGGGGCCGCCGCCGAACGAGGGCGAGGAGAGCACCGUGCGCUUCGCCCGCAAAGGCGCCCUCCGGCAAAAGAACGUGCACGAGGUGAAGAACCACAAAUUCACCGCCCGCUUCUUCAAGCAGCCCACCUUCUGCAGCCACUGCACCGACUUCAUCUGGGGCUUCGGGAAGCAAGGAUUCCAGUGUCAAGUUUGCUGCUUCGUUGUGCACAAGCGGUGCCAUGAAUUCGUCACGUUCUCCUGCCCUGGCGCGGACAAGGGCCCAGCCUCUGAUGAUCCCCGGAGCAAGCACAAGUUUAAGAUCCACACCUACUCCAGCCCCACCUUCUGCGACCACUGUGGGUCCCUGCUCUACGGGCUCAUCCACCAGGGGAUGAAGUGUGACACCUGCAUGAUGAAUGUCCACAAGCGCUGCGUGAUGAACGUCCCCAGCCUCUGUGGCACCGACCACACGGAGCGCCGCGGCCGCAUCUACAUCCAGGCCCACAUCGACAGGGAGGUCCUCAUCGUUGUUGUAAGAGAUGCUAAAAACCUGGUACCGAUGGACCCCAAUGGCUUGUCAGAUCCCUACGUAAAACUGAAACUGAUCCCUGAUCCCAAAAGUGAGAGCAAGCAGAAGACCAAGACCAUCAAGUGCUCCCUCAACCCCGAGUGGAACGAGACGUUCAGAUUUCAGCUGAAAGAGUCAGACAAAGACAGAAGGCUCUCCGUAGAGAUCUGGGAUUGGGAUCUGACCAGCCGGAAUGACUUCAUGGGGUCUUUGUCCUUUGGGAUUUCUGAACUGCAGAAAGCUGGUGUGGACGGCUGGUUUAAGUUACUGAGCCAGGAGGAGGGCGAGUACUUCAACGUGCCCGUGCCCCAGAAGGGCGAGGGUAAUGAAGAACUGCGUCAGAAAUUCGAGAGGGCCAAGAUCGGCCAGGGGCCCAAGACUCCGGAAGAGAAGACGACCAAUACUGUCUCCAAAUUCGACAACAACGGCAACCGGGACCGGAUGAAACUGACCGAUUUUAACUUCCUGAUGGUGCUGGGCAAGGGCAGCUUCGGCAAGGUCAUGCUCUCGGAGCGGAAGGGCACAGACGAGCUCUAUGCCGUGAAGAUCCUCAAGAAGGACGUGGUGAUCCAAGAUGACGACGUGGAGUGCACCAUGGUGGAGAAGCGGGUGCUGGCCCUGCCCGGGAAGCCGCCCUUCCUGACCCAGCUCCACUCCUGCUUCCAGACCAUGGACCGGCUGUACUUCGUGAUGGAGUAUGUGAACGGCGGUGACCUCAUGUACCACAUCCAACAAGUUGGCCGGUUCAAGGAGCCUCAUGCUGUAUUUUACGCUGCAGAAAUUGCCAUCGGUCUGUUCUUCUUGCAGAGCAAGGGCAUCAUUUACCGUGACCUGAAACUUGACAAUGUGAUGCUGGAUUCCGAGGGGCACAUCAAGAUUGCUGACUUUGGCAUGUGUAAGGAAAACAUCUGGGACGGGGUGACCACCAAGACAUUCUGUGGGACUCCAGACUACAUCGCCCCUGAGAUAAUUGCUUAUCAGCCCUACGGGAAGUCUGUGGAUUGGUGGGCAUUCGGCGUCCUGCUGUAUGAGAUGUUGGCUGGGCAGGCACCCUUCGAAGGGGAGGAUGAGGAUGAGCUCUUCCAGUCCAUCAUGGAACACAACGUGGCCUAUCCAAAGUCCAUGUCCAAGGAAGCCGUGGCCAUCUGCAAAGGGCUAAUGACCAAACACCCAGGCAAACGUCUGGGUUGUGGCCCGGAAGGGGAACGUGACAUCAAGGAGCACGCGUUUUUCCGGUAUAUUGAUUGGGAGAAACUUGAACGCAAGGAGAUUCAACCUCCCUAUAAACCCAAAGCUUGUGGGCGAAAUGCUGAAAACUUCGACCGGUUUUUCACCCGCCAUCCACCCGUCCUUACACCUCCCGACCAGGAAGUCAUCAGGAAUAUUGACCAGUCAGAAUUCGAAGGAUUUUCCUUUGUUAACUCUGAAUUUUUAAAACCUGAAGUCAAGAGCUAAGUAGAUGUGUAGAUCUCCGUCCUCCAUUUCUGUCAUUCAAGCUCAACGGCUAUUGUGGUGACAUUUUUCGUUUUCAUUGCUACGAUACAUCCAUGUUUUGUUUUCUGAUGCGACUAGUGUGACCAUGUUUUGGAACCCAAAUGUCCUCCGGUAGUUUGGAGCAUCUCGUAGAGAUGGAAUUAUGCAGGUGGCAGGUAGAGAUGACCGCUGCAUAAUUGAGACACAAUCCAAGUCCUCUUCCGGCGUAUUUCCCCAGCAUGUCAGCUGAGUCGAUCCAGGGGCGAGAGAAAAUGCCUGCUUUCUCUCCCUUCUUUUCUGCACUGCCAGAUUUUACGCCAACCGUCCGAUCUAGAUUCUUCCUACAAAAUGGGUAGAUGAAUCGGAUGUUAGCAGUAUUCUUCCACUUCCAGGCUUAGGUAAGCUGGGCUUGUAUCCAAAUAUAUGGUUGCUAUGCCCUAGAGGGAAUCCCUCCGUGCGACCUGGAGGCACAGAGCUUUGAAAAGAACAUGCUAAAAAUAAAAUUUCAUUUUUUUUAAAAACUCAAAGUUAAGAAGAUUAUCUAAGUCCUAAAAUUUCAAGAGUGUGCUUUUAGACCCUUUCAAUCUAAAAGCACUUCCAGGGGUCAAAAGGCAACCCGCUUGGGUGCUACCUCCACACUGUAAUUUUUGGUACUGUGUGUCCCUGAUCACCCUUGUCCCCAAACUACUCAAAAAGGGCAUUUGGCACUGUUCCCUGAAACAACAUGGUCACUCUAGCAAGGUCCCAAAGGGCCUUGGAUUUACAUUACAUUUCAAACUUUAUUUGCUUUUGGGGUUUUCUUUGUCAUUGUUCAAAUGCAAAAAAAGAGAAAAAGAUAAAGAAAAAAGUUACUCAUGUUGUUACACAUGCUUUAAAAUAUGUGUCCAGAUGUUCUUAACCACAAUGACCUGCUUUGAUUUAACCAGAAGAUGACUGUGGAGCCCAGCAGACUUGAUGCUUGUGGGUAGGGGAUCUAUCUAGGUCUGUUACUGGCUUUGGACAGCUAAUUAAGUGCUCUGAGAAAGCAUUCCAUCUCUCCAAACAAACGACAGUUGUAUCCUUCCCUUUGAUGUUGUGUUGCAAGAUGUUUGUGGAAAUGUUCUUUUGUAUCUGGAUUUCUGUUAUCUGCCAUUUUUCUUCUAGCAUCAAGAUACAAUAAAAAAAAAAAAAGAAAGAAAGAAAAGAAAAGAAGAAAAUACUAUUUCAAGGAAAAACUACUCUCUGAAAAAUGCGGACCCAAACUACAAAGUAGGGCCCGAGGAAGGAACUCAGGAGACAGGAACUAAAUCCAGAGCUUAAACUCAGCCCCAGUUCCACCAGGCAGAGAGGCAGGCGCUGGGGCUCUGCAGGAACUCUUGGCGCCCUGUCACGGGGUGGAGUGACCUGGACAGAGCCUGGGACACUGUCAGAGCUCAAAGCCCAGAUUCCCACCCAAAUCAAGGGUAGAGGCUAGCUGUGAACAUGGCCGGACCCUUGAUUUUCUUUUGACAGCUCCAGUCCUCCCAACUUGGACUAAAUAUCCUCCAUAGCAAGCAACUCAGUGAGCUCCCAGAAGCCCAGGGAGACCCCUUGGGAGGGAGAAAUUCAUGUCUGUCUGAAUGGGUGGGAACAGCCGGGGACUCCUGUGUCCUUGCCUACUGCUUCCUGCCGUUCCCAGGCAGCCAGCCCUGAAGGGAAUUCUUAUCACAGUCAAAGAAUUUUCCAGAAGCUCCAGGGCUUUUGAGAGAUUGUCAAGGGAACUUUAAAAACUUGACAAAUGUCCUUGAAGCAAGACGUCUCACCUUUAAGGAGACCAUGCGUUGGAAUUUUGCUUUGGCAAAGUAGUCCAUUCUUUUCUGCCCUCCUAGUUCACCUUGCUUCAGGCUUGGGGACCAUGCCUGCGGUCACCAUUGUAGUACAAUCUGGACCUAAGGUGAAGCAAACUCAAAGUCCCAGCUGACUAGGAGGUUGGAGAAAGAGGGAAAUCAGGGCGAAACCCCCUUACUUCAUUCUUGGGGAAGCUGGUAUCUGGAGAGAGGAAGCAACCUGCCGAGGUCAGUCAGCUGGGAUCCAAACCCAGGUAUCCUGACCAUCAGCACAGGACUCCUUCUGCUCUGUAACACCAACAAGGACUUCUGGCCACGCCCACCACCAGGCAAAUUAUUUAAGAUCCUUCAUCUGAUGGGGGCACCAGACCUCUCCUUGGAUAUGAUCUCAGGAUAAAAAACAUGGAGAAGCAUUGGGUCAUUGACAAAUGAUCUGAGAUAACCUUAGAAAACAGUGUAGGAUGGAUAAGUGGAUGGAUAGAUAGAUAGAUAGAUAGAUAGAUAGAUAGAUAGAUAGAUAGAAUAUAAGUGUAUAUUUAUAUACUGCACUCUACAUUUUCCAAAAUCUUGCCAUUAUUUUUCAAGUUGCAUAGUUUGCAGAAAUAGAUACUCAAGCCAAAGUCUUCAUCCCUCUCGCAUACCUUGCUACAGGUGGUUAGAGAAGCCUUCCGAGGAAGUAAGGGAUCGUUAGUCAGAAUUUCUCCUGUUUCCACUUCUGGCAAUAUUUCCAUGCACAGGAAUCCAAGAAACAGAGCUUUCAUCUAUCAUCUCUGGGAAAACCUUUGCAAAUUUAUCCAGGGAGAAAAAACUUUUACUUUUGACAUCAUCCAUUUAUUCUACCUUCCAUUCACUCAGAUAGCAUUUAUUGAGCACCAAGUGUGUGCCCAGCUGGGUGCCAGGAGCACAGUAGAUAAAAAUAAAGAUGCAAUCCAGCCCCUUCUUCCUCUUCCUCCAGCACCAUCUGCUGGGAGGGCCAUCAUUCAAUGAGCAAUUAAAAUCAAGACGCGCUCUAGAGAUAACUAGUCUCUGGGUCAGUCAGGAACAGCUUCUUACAAGAAAGAAAAUGUCACCAAACAUCUUCAGGGCUUCUCUUUCUCUCUAGAGACCACAGUUUGGGGCUGAAGGAGAAGGCACAGCAGCAUCCUCUUGACCUGGAUUUCUGGAACAAUCAUAGAGUGCAAUGGGUGGGGAAGGCGAGGUAGGAUGGUAGAUGGAAGGGCUUCCUUCUAGAAGGCCAAAGGCACAGUGUCCAUGCUUGAAUAGAUCACAGAAUCACCAGAAAGCUGAGCAGAGACAGAUACCCAAAUUGCCUCUUUCCACGCAGAGGAGGGACUGGUUUUGUGGCUGGGUUCUGAGUUCUGAGUCUCACCUCUCAGGUCCCGUCCCUCCCUUCUGCAGGCGCAACCCUUUCCUACCCUCCCCUCAGGACACACGGUCUCCAGCUGGGUACACCUGGCUCUUCUAGCCUACCUGAGACAGGCUGAGGUUUUCUAAAAGAAUUUAAAUUAGAGGAGGAUUUAAAAGGAAACUAAGUAAGAAAAUCCAAAGUAAUCUCAACCAAGUCCUUGUUAGCCAUGACCAGUCAUCCACCAGGGUCCAAGACUCCCCCUUGGGCUUUCUUCUUUGAACUUCCCUCUGACCUUCUGCUCUUCUAAGAAAGGAUAGGGACACAGUCACAAUGACCUUCUUGGAGGAUUUAUAGGAAGCCAGUGGCAUUCAUAACCUUCUCUAGAUGAGAACUACUUUUCUCAAAUGGCUUCAGAUGCUUUCAACCCCAAAGGAAUUAUCCCAACAAAGAGGACCAUCCUCCCCCAACUUCUAGGGCAAAAAUUCUCAAGUAUUUUCCAGAAGGAUCUACUCACAGGUCAAAGUCCUCAAAAGCAAAUCCCCUUUGGACAUGUGGCUGCCUGAAACAAGAGUCUUCGCCAGAAAAACAAAUGAGAAGGAACUUCCAAGGUCAGGGUGGUGGGAAAACAACUUCUGCUCCAUGGCCCCAGGCAGGGCAGGCCAGGUAGGGCUGACAAUGCCCAAGGAGACCUCAGGGGAGCCAGCUGUCCAUCUCCUGGCCCCCGAUAGGCCUGCCUUCUGUCCCACAUCCAGCCAUGGAACUCCCAGACCUCAAAGGGCCCUCACACGGUUCAGCUCCUGCUGGGAUUCAAAAUGGUGCCCACUGGAGAGACCCGUAGGCCCAGUGGGAAUGAAUUCCAUUGUUUUGCUUCAGAGUGACAUCCCGGACUCAGGGGGGAUUAUACACAGGCAAAAGCAAAGAAGCUCACCCUUAGUCAAGUCUUCAUUCAUUGAUUCGUUCCCUCAACAAAUAAUGAUGAACAGCCUGCUCUGUGCCAGAUACUCUUCUUGGCACUGGAAAUACAAUAGUACAGAAGCAGACAAGGACCCCGCCCUCCUGGAGAGACAUAACAAAUAAACAAGACCAUGUCUGAAAGCAGUAAGUGCAAUGAAGACCAUUAAAGGAUGGAGAGGGAUGCACAGAUAAUAAAGGAAAAGGAGGCAUUGGCCACAGGAAGUGACCCAUGGAGUUCCUGGGCCCAGACCCUCCCCCCACAGCACAGGCAAGACAAGGCAGAGCAGGUGUGACAUGCAGGAGGUGGCCCACCAUCCAGAAAACAGUGCCACCUGCAUCUUUAGCCUGGUCCUCUUUGGCCACACCCACCGGAGGACUUUUUUUCUUUUCUUUUUUUGCAGUGCUGGGGCUUGAACCCAGGGCCGUGUGCAUGCGAGGCAAGCACUCUACCAACUGAGCUACAUCCCCAGCCCCCAAGUAUAUUUCUGAUACUCCUUUUGUCUCGCUCACUCGCACAUCCCCACUCAGACACCCCAAGAGUAAGUAGGGAACUCCGUAGAGACAUGUUGCCUCUAUCGGGGGAGCAGCCAAAAAGAAGCAGUUCUCACGAAAGGUAUUUUGCAGAAGGAAACGAGCCCAGGAGUGAGACAUCCUUCUCAGUCAAUGCCCACGAGGAGCUAACCCUAAAGGCUGGAUUUCAGUUUAGCCCCAGGAGAUUGGCCAAACUCGGAUCAGCCAGUCCUUACUGACCCUGCCCUCUGUGGUCUGAUACAACUCUGGCUUCAGCCAGGCAACCUACCUGAUGCCAGUGAAUCCGAGGUGUUAUCCUUGGUUGUUCUGUAAUGACACAGCCAUCAGGCUGUCCCUGCAGCCAGAGGGGCCGUGAUGAGGCCAUCCCUAGUAGCGAGGUGGUCAGGUAAGAAUCGGCCACUCACUCUGCAAACUUGGGCAAGUCACUUAACCUAGCAUGGCCUCCAUUUUCUCAUGUCAAACAAUGGGGGUGGGUGAGGACCCCAGCUCUACCUGCCCUCUAGGUAGGUGUGGUGAGAGGAUGGGAAGAGGCCACGGGCUGACAAGAACCCCAAAGAGGUCAGAACAUCAUGCAGAAGAGCUGUUAGUUAGCUCACCUCUGAUGUUCCCAACUAUAGAGAGCAAAUUGGGGUUCAUGCCCCCCACAAUACACACACACUUAAAAAGAGAGAGAGAGAGAAAGCCCAGCCCAACCUGGAGAACUGAGUUGUUCCAUUUUUUAAGACUGUUCUCACAGACCUUGGAAGCUUUGGGGUUUGUGGCUUACAAUGUGUUCACUAGAUCCAUGCUAUAAAUGACUUUGGGGACAACCUCUGACUGAUGAAGACCCAGAUUUGAGACUGCAGGUGGGCUUUCGAGCAGCCCUUUCGAAGCCCGUAUUGUACCAGUGAGUGUCGAGUGGACAGUGCUCAACUGAGCAGAGCCCAGCUUUUCCCAUGUGACCAUUCACCUCUCUGUGGAUGGUUUCCUUUCCAAAGAAGGAGCCCUCCCAGACACAGGGGGCGCUAUUGAGCAAUUUUUGUCCAGGACACUCUAUCUAAUAGCUAAUUCUCUGAUAUUAUCUCAAAAAAAAAAAAAAUCUCCCCUAUACA
This is a messenger RNA of Sciurus carolinensis (gray squirrel), 7996 nucleotides long. RefSeq names its product protein kinase C beta (gene Prkcb). NCBI's taxonomy places the organism in Eukaryota, Metazoa, Chordata, Mammalia, Rodentia, Sciuridae. The record is from RefSeq and is a predicted model, not a curated record. Gene Ontology annotation, biological process: protein phosphorylation. Gene Ontology annotation, molecular function: ATP binding; zinc ion binding; diacylglycerol-dependent serine/threonine kinase activity.